Messenger RNA from Zonotrichia leucophrys gambelii, 1213 nucleotides. It is a transcript of the gene OVCH2, whose product is annotated as ovochymase 2. Bases 185 to 664 code for a protein of 159 amino acids. The record is from RefSeq and is a predicted model, not a curated record. The transcript has 8 exons. NCBI's taxonomy places the organism in Eukaryota, Metazoa, Chordata, Aves, Passeriformes, Passerellidae.
CUCAAGUGAUGCUGAAGGAAGGGCUGCCACCACCUGAAACUGAGGGUUCCUGCUGCCCAGCGUGUCUCCUGUUCCAUUCUGGCCUUUUGGGAGCUGGUGGCUGCUGCAUCUUCUCAGAAAGUGCUGCUGGCUCCCUCCAGCAGCAGCAGCAGUUUCACAGGAUCCCGUAGGAAGUCAGGCAGAGAUGGAGACGGACACAGAAUGCAGGAUACAGCACUUACAUGAUUUCCUGUCAAAGCACUGCAGCAUUUCAGAGUCCCUUGGAGUGUUACUGACAGAUCUGAAAGUGAAAAGCCCCUCAGCGUUUUGUAGUGCUCAGGAUGGAAAACUCUGCAGUAGUGAAGGGGAAUUACAUUUUCCUGGAAGGCCUGAACAGUUCUAUCAAAACCAUCAAUUGUGUGUAUGGACUCUAUUUGUGCCAGAAGGGAAUUACACAUGGCUUUGUUUCUUCCCCUUUUUCUGUGACUAUGAUUCUUUAUCAGUCUGCUCAAAGGAUGACAGACUUGUGGGGAAAUUCUGUGGAGGAGAUCUUGCAUUACCUCUUUUGAUUGGCUCCAAUAGCAUAAGGCUGAAAUUUGUUCCUAAUGAUGAGGAUUAUGGAACUAGAUUUUCCAUUACCUACAAAGCUCUUACACCAGAUAUUCUUCCUGCUCCUCUGCUGUGAUGCUGGUUGUCUUCCACCCUGAUGAGACAGAGACCUUUGCAGGAUUCAUCUAACAGGGAACAGAAAACUAAAUAAAAACUUGGGAAAAUGCCUCCUCGGGGCAGCACAAAGGCCUCUUCAGUGCACUGGAUAUUCAGAAUUAUUUUGCUCCAGGAGAUUCUCAUCUAACAAAUUAUUUCAGUGAAAAAAAAAAAGGAUUGUGAACCUCUUCAGGUAUUAAACAAAGACCUAAUGAAUGGUGAAGACAAACAAUGAAUCUGGCUAAAAGCUGGGAGUUGUGUUUGUGGCACACUUUAAAUAGCACUUUAAUGCUGUAAUAGCACACAACCCUACAAGAGAAAUCUGCUUCUUCUACAAAAACAAAUAAGGAAAUAAAAGUUAUUCUAUAAUACAAAUAUUACUCAAGACACACUGACAACCCUCAUUUGCUAGAUUCAAAUAUUUUGAAUUCAACUAAAGACGAAGAUUUUGAAAACAUGAAUGUUACUAAAGAAGAAAUAAAGGUUAUAACAGAAAACGUCAAUCAAGCAGAAUUUUAUACACCCAAAC